This is a messenger RNA of Galeopterus variegatus (Sunda flying lemur), 3380 nucleotides long. RefSeq names its product EF-hand domain (C-terminal) containing 1 (gene EFHC1). Bases 110 to 2032 code for a protein of 640 amino acids. Gene Ontology annotation, biological process: mitotic spindle organization; mitotic cytokinesis; cilium-dependent cell motility. The transcript has 11 exons. Gene Ontology annotation, molecular function: calcium ion binding; alpha-tubulin binding. The record is from RefSeq and is a predicted model, not a curated record. Gene Ontology annotation, cellular component: mitotic spindle; axoneme. NCBI's taxonomy places the organism in Eukaryota, Metazoa, Chordata, Mammalia, Dermoptera, Cynocephalidae.
UUGUUUAGCGUUACCAUGGAGCCUGGCUGGGCCAACAAAUGCGACUCGUCUCCAGGGCAACCGGAGAGGACCAAGCCGGACCUGGGUGGCGGCGGCGAUACCGACUGCUAUGGUGUCCAACCCCGUGCACGGCCUGCCCUUUCUCCCGGGCACGUCCUUUAAGGACUCCACGAAAACAGCCUUCCAUAGAAGCCAGACGCUGGGCUACAGGAAUGGCUAUGCAAUUGCUCGGCGUCCAACAGUCGGGAUAGGUGGGGAACGGCUCCAGUUCAACCAGCUGUCCCAGGCUGAGCUGGAUGAGUUGGCCAGUAAGGCACCAAUUCUAACUUAUGGCCAACCUAAGCAGGCCCCACCUGCAGAUUUUAUUCCUGCGCAUGUAGCUUUUGACAAAAAGGUGCUGAAAUUUGAUGCCUACUUUCAAGAGGAUGUUCCUAUAUCAACUGAAGAACAUUAUCGAAUCCGUCGAGUGAAUAUUUACUACUACCUAGAAGAUGACAGCAUGUCUGUCAUAGAGCCUGUUGUGGAAAACUCUGGGAUUCCUCAAGGCAAGUUCAUCAAACGCCAGCGGCUAGCCAAGAAUGACCAGGGAGACCAUUACCAUUGGAAGGACCUAAAUCGAGGAAUAAAUAUCACAAUUUAUGGCAGAACUUUCCGCAUCGUUGACUGUGACCAAUUCACUCAGGUAUUUUUGGAAAGUCAAGGAAUUGAAUUAAAUCCACCAGAGAAGAUGGUUCUCGAUCCUUACACUGAACUCCGGAAACAGCCUCUUCGUAAGUAUGUCACCCCGUCGGACUUUGAUCAACUCAAACAGUUUCUCACCUUUGACAAACAAGUUCUUCGGUUCUACGCAAUCUGGGAUGAUACGGACAGCAUGUUUGGUGAAUGUCGAAACUAUAUCAUUCAUUACUAUCUUAUGGAUGAUACAGUGGAAAUCCGAGAGGUUCAUGAACGGAAUGAUGGGCGAGAUCCUUUCCCACUUCUAAUGAACCGUCAGCGCAUGCCCAAGGUUUUGGUGGAGAAUGCAAAGAACUUUCCUCAGUGUGUGCUGGAAAUCUCUGAUCAAGAGGUGCUGGAAUGGUAUACUGCCAAAGACUUCAUUGUUGGGAAACCACUCACUAUCUUUGGGAGAACUUUCUUCAUUUAUGAUUGUGAUCCAUUUACUCGACAGUAUUACAAAGAGAAGUUUGGAAUGCCAGAUUUACCACGUAUUGAUGUGAGCAAGCCAGAACCACCUCCUGUGAAACAGGAAUUGCCUCCAUAUAAUGGUUAUGGAUUCGUUGAAGAUUCAGCUCAGAAUUGCUUUGCUCUCAUUCCAAAAGCUCCAAAAAAAGAUGUUAUUAAAAUGCUGGUGAAUGAUAACAAGGUGCUUCGUUAUUUGGCUGCACUGGAAUCCCCUAUCCCAGAAGACAAAGGCCGCCGAUUUGUCUUCUCUUAUUUUCUAGCUACUGACAUGAUCAGUAUCUUUGAGCCUCCUGUUCGCAAUUCUGGUAUCAUUGGGGGCAAGUACCUUGGCAGAACUAAAGUCGUUAAACCACACUCCACGGUGGAUAACCCCAUCUACUAUGGCCCUGGUGACUUCUUCAUUGGUGCUCUGAUUGAGGUGUUUGGCCACCGGUUCAUCAUCCUCGAUACAGAUGAAUAUGUUUUGAAAUACAUGGAAAGCAAUCCUAACCAGUAUUCACCAGAAGCACUCUCAUCAAUUCAGAACCACAUCCGAAAGCAAGAAGCUCCUGCACCAAAAUUGGAAAACAAGCAAACUGAAGAGGAUCCAGGCAUGCAGGAACUGGAAGCAUUAAUAGACACAAUCCAGAAGCAACUGAAAGAUUAUUCAUGCAAAGACAACAUUAAUGAGGCAUUUCAAAUUUAUGACACGGAACAUACAGGAUACGUGGACAGAGAGAGAUUUUUUAAAAUCUGUGAAUCUCUCAAUGUCCCAGUUGAUGACUCCUUGGUUAAGGAGCUAAUCCGAUUGUGCUCUCAGGGAGAAGGCAAGAUUAACUACUAUAACUUUGUUCGUGCUUUUUCAAAUUGACCUGGCUGAUGAGAGAAUGCAAUACAACUUUUUGAUGUUGGUCCUACACUUUGAAAUAUACCUUGUACUCUUAAUAGAGGCAUUUACACAGUUCUUGAAGUUGUAUUUCUUUUUUGGCUCUCACAUUGCACUACCACUGAAGUCAAAAUUAAUUGGGACCUUAUAGGAUCUAAGACUGGCGCCUUAUUUGGGGUGGUAGCGGUAUUGUGUUGGUUAAUUUUAUUUAUCUACUUGACUGGCCCAUAAGAUGUCCAGAUACAUGGUCGAAAUUACUCUGGGUGUUUCUGUAAGGAUGUUUUUGGAUGAGAUUAACCUUCGAAUCAGUAGACAAAGCAAGGCAAAUUGCCCUCCCCAGUGUGGGUGGGCCUCAUCCAAUCAUUUGAAGGCCUGCACCUUCCCACAAGAGAGAAUUCCUCCUUCCUAACUGCCUUCAAACUGCGACACAGGCAUUUUCCUGCCUUCAGACUCCAACUGAAACCUCAGCUUUCCUGGUUCUCAGGCCUUUGGACUAACACUGGAAUCACACCCUCAGCACUCCUGAGUCUCUGGCUUGCCAAUUCACCAUGCAGAUCUUGAGACUUGUCAGCCGCCAUAAUGUGAGCCAAUUCCUUGUAAUAAAUUAAUCUUCCUCUGUAUGUAUGUGUACACACAUACACAUUCCAUUGGUUCUGUUUCUCUGGAGAACACUGACAAUACAGAUGUAUACUGAUUAAGAGCAAGAAGAAUGAUAAAACUUGCUAGAUGCAUCAUUUAGAGUGUUGGAAAUAAGCACACGGUAUCACUGUUGCUGCUAGCCAAAGCCCCACCACUGCCUCCCUGCCUGUCCCCAUAUUGUAAGGAAAUAUACCACUUUUUUUCAAACUGCGGGUUCUAGGCCCAUUAGUAGACCUGCAUUUUUCAAAAAUAUAACAGAAAAUAUCAGUGCAUAUCAGUAGGGUAUGUACUUUUUCACAAAACUUCUGCUUCAGCUGUGUGUGUAUUUACUGGGUCAUGAUGGGUCAUGAUGUAAAAUGUACUUCUUGAUGUGGGUUGUAGCAAAAAAAAAGAAAAAAUAGAAAAACACUGCUUUUAGAGAGCCUGGCCUUGAGAUAGGAGGUGAAGACUAGGAGCUGUUGCUGGCUCUCUAAUGAGCUCUGACUUCAGUUAAGUCAGCCACCAACUUCAUCUUUAAAAAUGCUGUCUCAAACUUCUUCCUGCCACCCAAAAUGUGAUGAGUGAGGGUGGAGUUAUAUAGGAUUCCAGAUGCCUGGGCCCUCUCAGAACUGCUAGGAAACUUCCCUUGGUUUUUUCCUUUCCUAAUGUGCUAAGCCACCUCUUACCAGUUGAUUAAAAGGCUGCAAAUGUGUUA